UUCUGUACAGUUUCUAUAGAAACGGAACACAGCACAGGUCUGCUAGCUGAACACAGCAUCGGGAAUUUAGGAUUACACUUUUUCAUUUGGGCAGAAAUGGAGGAGCGCUAUGCCUUUCUCACUGAAUGGUACGACCCAACUGCAGCUCUGCUAAGAAGCUACCAACUCUUCUACUACCCACAAGACAACUCAGUGGAAAUGUUUGAUGUUAAAAACCAGCGAAUAUUUUUGAAAAGGACCAAAUAUAAAGACCUCCAUCAGGAAGACCUGUUCAUCGGGAAUCGAGUGAACGUGUUCUCACGGCAGCUUAAUCUGAUCGAUUAUGGAGAUCAGUACACAGCGAACAAACUGGGCAGCAAGAAAGAGAGAACUCUUGCUUUGAUAAAGCCAGAUGUUGUCACCAAGACCGGAGAUGUCCUUGAGUUGAUAUACUCCUCCAACCUGAUCGUGACUAAAGCUAAAAUGACGACGCUAACAUGGAGGCAAGCGGCAGACUUCUAUGUGGAACAUCAGUCAAAGCCUUUCUUCAAUAACCUUGUGCAGUUUGUGUCCUCUGGCCCCGUGGUUGCCAUGGAGUUGAUGGGUGAUGAGGCCAUAUCAAUAUGGAGGAGGCUCCUGGGACCGGGGGACUCUGCUGUGGCUCGGAGAGAGGCUCCAGAGAGCGUACGAGCCAAGUUUGGAACAGAUGGUGUCAAAAAUGUUGGUCACGGCUCCGACUCGCUCGCCGCAGCAGCAAGAGAGCUUGAAUUCUUUUUCCCAUCAACAAUUGGCCACGGACCCUCGAGUACAGCCAUCUUUACAGACUGCACAUGCUGCAUCAUCAAACCUCACGCCAUAUCAGAAGGUCUGACCGGGAAGAUCCUGAACUCCAUAUCUGCAGCUGGAUUUGAAAUCUCGGCUCUCAGACAGUUUAACUUGGACCGGGCAAAUGCAGAAGAAUUUUCUGAAGUUUACAAAGGGGUUGUCACGGAGUAUCCUAGCAUGGUGACUGAGCUGUGCUCCGGGCCCUGCAUGGUGCUGGAGAUCCAUGGCAACGACACACCCAAGUCCUUCAGGGAGUUCUGUGGGCCCGCCGAUCCAGAAAUUUCCCGUCAUCUCCGGCCGAACACGCUGCGUGCUCUUUACGGAAAGGACAAAGUGAAGAAUGGCGUCCACUGCACGGACCUCCCUGAAGACGGUCCUCUGGAGGUGGAGUAUUUCUUCAAGAUUUUGGAGAGGUGAAAGCAACAGGAGAUGUAGCUGCACAUUCAAAGACCGGACAGUUGUCUCAUUUUUCUGUUUAUUGUUUCAGCCUUAUGCAGAUUAAAUAAAGUGACAAGAGCAGACUCCUGACAA
Messenger RNA from Eleginops maclovinus (Patagonian blennie), 1335 nucleotides. It is a transcript of the gene nme7, whose product is annotated as NME/NM23 family member 7. Gene Ontology annotation, biological process: CTP biosynthetic process; GTP biosynthetic process; UTP biosynthetic process. Gene Ontology annotation, molecular function: ATP binding; nucleoside diphosphate kinase activity. The coding region runs from base 97 to 1221 and encodes 374 amino acids. NCBI's taxonomy places the organism in Eukaryota, Metazoa, Chordata, Actinopteri, Perciformes, Eleginopidae. Gene Ontology annotation, cellular component: centrosome. The record is from RefSeq and is a predicted model, not a curated record. The transcript has 12 exons.